UACUACAACAGGUCUUACAUUGGUCCUUGUAUUUUUGGUUGGUGCAAUGGCUGCCAAAAUUCAACCCAAAUAUCAAAAGAUACCUUAUGGAAUGGCGGAAUUUGGACCCUUUAAUGGUCAAAACUUAUCAUUGGAAAUGCCAUUAUCUAAAAAUUUAACUCAGCUAAAUCGUCUGAGUUUGGCCGAAAAAUGUGUGCCGUUUAGACGCAGAUGCACGAUGGCCGAGCAAUGUUGCAGUCUAAAAUGCCUGGUUUACAUUCAACGUUGCAACGCUUAACCUACUUUAGAUUUUUACAAAAGAUUUAUCACCUGAAAUAAAAUAUUACUGAAUAUGAA
Drosophila kikkawai is the source of this 336-nucleotide messenger RNA. RefSeq lists its product as uncharacterized. Lineage: Eukaryota; Metazoa; Arthropoda; Insecta; Diptera; Drosophilidae. The record is from RefSeq and is a predicted model, not a curated record.